This is a messenger RNA of Penicillium oxalicum, 3528 nucleotides long. RefSeq names its product putative C2H2 transcription factor (AmdX) (gene amdX). The transcript is spliced from 2 exons. Gene Ontology annotation, biological process: DNA-templated transcription; regulation of transcription by RNA polymerase II. Gene Ontology annotation, molecular function: zinc ion binding; DNA-binding transcription factor activity, RNA polymerase II-specific; RNA polymerase II cis-regulatory region sequence-specific DNA binding. The coding region runs from base 1 to 3528 and encodes 1175 amino acids. Gene Ontology annotation, cellular component: chromatin. The record is from RefSeq and is a predicted model, not a curated record. Lineage: Eukaryota; Fungi; Ascomycota; Eurotiomycetes; Eurotiales; Aspergillaceae.
AUGCUAUUAGAUGCGAUGGUUGGCCACGAACGAGACCAAAGCCCUCAACUGGCGGAUCUCGCCAGUAUUAAUGAGCUUCCGGGAAACAUGCCUGCCCCGUCGAAAGAGUCAAAAAAGCAGACCGAGGCCAAUGGACAGACCGGCGUCAAUGGCAAUAACCCCCCUCCCAAAACAGACAAGCCGCGACCGCAUGUUUGCACAACCUGUGGCCGAUCCUUCGCGCGACUGGAGCACCUGAAGCGUCACGAGCGGUCGCACACAAAGGAGAAGCCCUUUGAAUGUCCCGACUGCGCGCGGUGCUUCGCUCGUCGUGAUCUGUUGCUCCGGCAUCAGCAGAAACUGCACAUGACAACAACACCCUCCUCUCGACCCCGAAAUGGCCGCCGCGAAAGUACCGGUGCCGCAGGAGCGGGUGCCAACCGUGUGCGCAAGAACUCGACCGCCAACAACGCCGCCUCCAUGCGACCCCGCGCCAACACCAUUAGCCAUAUCAACACAACGGCUCUCGGCCUUGCGGAGGGAGGCAACCCUUCGUCUGCACCGGGCCAGCCGGGCCACGCGUACCAUGCUAGCCUGAGUACUUCACUGGGCUCAAACCUAGAUUACAGGGGAUUCAGCUCCGGUCACCCACCCGUCAAUGCCCUGCCGAAAUUGGAGACCUCAGGUCUCUCGAUGGACAUGACGGGUGCUCUCCGAACGGCUCCGGUCUACGGCAGCUUCGACCUUGGCAUUGAUGGUAUGCUGAUGGGUCACGGCAGCACCAUCAAUCCCGCCCAAUUGCAUUUUGCAGGCUCUCCUCAGGGGUUUGGUGACUCCCCUUCAUCUCCGUUCGGCCACCCCCAAAAUCAGGGACUGACCCAUCCGGAUUCCAUGAUGGACGAAGAGAUCAACUUUGACUGGAUGAACGGCUUCGACGCUGCCGUCGCGCUAGGGAACGGUAACGAGUCGGUUAUCGACGAAUCGUCCCCAUCGGCGAUGAGCACAGGUAGCCAAAGUGGGAUCAGUGAGGCAAUGUUGGAUGGCCCCAACCGCAUCCCGAUCUCAAAUGGCUGGCAUAAUCCCUUCCCUGGACAUUCUGCGGCAUCUGCCAACCAGUCCGCCAUCGAUUUCUCACCGACGACCCUGAAUGAAUUGGGAAUUCCGCCAGAGACGGUGUCACCCAAGUCGUUGAUGACCCAGAAUCCGUUCGCAGAGGCUUAUGCCACACCUCCCUCCAUGACCUCGGUCGGCCAGCCCAUCGUGGGAGGACAUUCGCAGAGUAUGUUUUCAUCCUCAAUGGCAACAAACGGAGAAUCUCCUAAUCCUCUCAACGUUCCUUUCCCGAAUAGUGCCCUACGAAAUCAACAUUCCACACUCUCAACGGAUACAUUUACAGACUCCACACGACAGGCUCUACUAGCGAGCAUGUCGCAACCCACUGGCUUCAACCACCGCAAGUAUUCUCAACCCGCUUCCAGUCUUCUCAAUAGCCGUGAGCUAUUCUCUCGCUCAACCGGUUUGAACACAUCUGGUCAGCUUCCCAGCACAUCAGAUAUGCAACGUUAUAUUUCCGCCUACAUCACCUAUUUCCAUCCUCAUCUGCCAUUCCUCCACAUCCCCACCCUCAACUUCCAAGCCCCAGAGUACACAAGUAAUUUGCGCACCCCGAGCGGACACCUCAACCUCAGUUCUACCGGUGUCGCAGGAGGUGGCGGCUGCCUGAUCCUCUCCAUGGCCGCCAUUGGCGCACUUUACGAAUAUGAAACAGCGUCCUCCAAAGAACUCUUUGAGGCCGCCAAAAAGAUGAUUCAAUUGUACUUGGAGGAGCGUCGCAAGGCGGACAUGUCUGCGGCAUUGUGCCGUUCUCAGUCAGCGCGCGACAACUCUGUUCACAAUACUCCUCUCUGGCUUGUUCAAGCGAUGUUGCUUAAUGUGAUCUACGGCCACGCCUCCGGAGACAAGACAUCUGCCGAUAUUGCUAGUACCCAUUGCGCCGCACUUGUCAGCCUCGCUCGGGCUGCGGAGCUGACGCAUCACCUUGAUCCCAAGAACCUUCCACAAGACCACCUCAGUUCAGCUUUCAACGGCACAAAUACCUGGUCCUCGCCCUCAUCCAGCCAGUCUCAAGAGCAGCGCGAGUGGUUGAACUGGAAGAUGGUUGAGGAACGGAAACGUACACUCUACGCAAUCUUCGUCCUUUCAAGCUUUCUCGUCUCCGCGUACAAUCAUGCUCCUGCUCUGACCAACUCUGAAAUUCGUUUGGACCUUCCAUGUGAGGAGGAUUUGUGGGCCGCCGACUCACCUCAAGCAUGGAAACAUAUGGGUGCAUCGUCUUCUGCCAAACGAGGAGUGUCGUUCUCGGCUGCUCUGACCUCUCUCUUGACAGCCAGUCAACGGGAACAGCAAAACAAGUCGUCAAACCUGUUCUUCGGCGGCGGUAGUACGGACGAUCCGACAAACGCCGAGAAUCGCCCGAGCACCUUUGGUUGUCUUGUCCUCAUCUACUCACUGCACAACUACAUCUGGGAGACGAGACAACGGCACAUGGGUCGGCAAUGGACUACUCAAGAGACCGAAGCCAUGCAAUCCCAUAUCGAACCAGCAUUGCGAGCCUGGCAGGCAGCUUGGGCAAGUAAUCCCGUGCAUAGCCUCGAGCGACCCAAUCCGUUUGGUGCAGGGCCGCUGUCCGCCGACAGCAUCCCAUUACUCGACUUAGCUUACGUGCGAUUGUUUGUCAAUUUGGGUCGGUGUAAGGAGGCGUUUUGGCAGCGCGACUGGAAUGGCAUGGCGGACGAGCUCGCGCGGGGAACAGAUGUCUUUCAUCAGACAGAGGAAGCGAUUCAUGAUGUCUUGGACCCGUCACUGACUGGGUCCAUGGAUGUUCGGCGAGGAUCGACGAAUGAUUUGGGAGUCGGUGAACUCACGCUCUCGAACGGUCAGACUCAAGACCAGUCCAUGCAGUCGCUUUCCAACAUGUACAGGGCUGGUCAAUCCAAACGCGAGAAGCAUCUUCGCAAAGCUGCCUUUUAUGCCGCCGACUCGAUUUCCAUGUCGGACCGGCUUGGCAACACAUUCGCCGAGUUCUCUUCUCGGGAGCUUCCCAUUCAAUGUGCAAUGUGUGCCUUUGACUGUGCUCAGGUGCUGGCCGAAUGGAUUACCACCGUUCAAGAACGCGUCGGCCCGUACUUGGGCAUGCUUGGCCGUGAUGAUGUCGACCUGUCACAGGUCUCGGGUGUGAUGCUUUUGGAAGAUGAGGAUUGCAAGCUCAUUGACAAAAUCAAGGAGAUUCUUGGAAGUAUUGAGAGAAAAAUGCAGCGCACCGUGCAGAACAGCAACACUAUGUCUGCUCUGAGCGUGAUGCAACGAUUACCCAGUGUGGUGGAGGGUGGAUACGGAUGUAAAUUAUUGAUUGCUACCGCCAGCCUGCUCGACCGAGCGGCGGUGUGGCCGGUGACGAAACUGAUGGCGCGCUCGCUGGAAGCGCAGGCGAUGCGGAUGAAGGAGCGUUCAGAGCAAUCUUGCUCCCACGCGAUUAUGAUGACUUCUUAA